AUGGAGGAUGAAACUGUGAAUCAAGGAGCUCAUAAUGAAGCUCAUCAAGCUCCGGUUGAUCCGUUGGUUGAAAAUGUUACUCAUGCAGAGUGUAGGUCUACUAUCCAAUUGUUGGAUCAAGCCAUGACGGCUCAAGUCAAUAGAGAGGUUGUAGCUCCGAUGAAUCCUAAUGUGAAUUCGGCGGCUUCAAGGGUGAGAGAUUUUGCAAGAAUGAACCCCCUGGAAUUUUAUGGCUCAAAAUUGGAAGAGGACCCUCAAGAAUUUCUGGAUGAGGUUUACAAAAUACUUGCUAUUAUGGGGGUGACUUCGGUAGAGAAAGGGGAGUUAGCCACUUACCAAUUGAAAGGUGUUGCUCAAGUGUGGUAUGAUCAGUGGAAGGGAGAGAGACACGUAGGAGCGGGCCCGGUAGAAUGGGAAUUGUUCAGAUCGGUGUUCCUUGAUAAGUUAUUUCCCCUAGAGUUGAGGGAGGCAAAGAUGCAAAAGUUCAUUAACCUUCGUCAAGGAUGUAUGAGUGUGAAGGAGUAUGCUCUUAAGUUCAUCCAACUAUCCAAGUAUGCUACAACUAUAGUGGCGGACUCAAGGGCUAAGAUGGAUAAAUUUGUUAUGGGAGUGUCUGACUUGGUGAAAAGAGCUAGAAUCAGCGAGGGAAACUUCUCCAAUGCUAAGUCUGAUGGACAAGGUCAACCAAAGUUCAAACAAGGGUUUUCCAACCAAGGAUCCUCUAGUGUUCCAAGGGUUAACAAAGAUAGGGUUACCAACUCUAAACCUCAAGGAGUUAAUGGUAGUGGUUCUUAUGUUGCUAGAUCUACUUGUUCAAAGUGUGAAAGAAAGCAUGAGGGUAACUGCUUAGUUGGCACGGAUGGUUGUGGAAAAAGUGGUCACAAGAUGAGAGAUUUUCCUAUGUUUAUGGCUAUGGGAAGAGAGGGCAAGCAAGCUCCUCCUAGCGGUUCAAACUCCGAUGCUGCCAAGAGAAACUGCUUCUAUGCUCUCCAAACCUGA
Messenger RNA from Solanum stenotomum, 999 nucleotides. RefSeq lists its product as uncharacterized. NCBI's taxonomy places the organism in Eukaryota, Viridiplantae, Streptophyta, Magnoliopsida, Solanales, Solanaceae. The transcript is spliced from 2 exons. The record is from RefSeq and is a predicted model, not a curated record. The coding region runs from base 1 to 999 and encodes 332 amino acids.